Gilbertella persicaria is the source of this 1349-nucleotide messenger RNA. Its product is annotated as membrane bound O-acyl transferase family-domain-containing protein. The transcript has a single exon. Lineage: Eukaryota; Fungi; Mucoromycota; Mucoromycetes; Mucorales; Choanephoraceae. Gene Ontology annotation, biological process: lipid metabolic process. Bases 166 to 1329 code for a protein of 387 amino acids. The record is from RefSeq and is a predicted model, not a curated record.
GCCAACAGUUUUUCCUUGUUAAAAUGUAAAAAGGAAAAAUUGUAUUACUGAAAAGUACAAAGGUUUCUUUAUACCUCUGCAUGAAGGUUACACUAAAUGUAAUGAGAAAGAAAGAAAAAGAGACGGAGACUCAAUGCGCUGCAGUAACCUCCCUUACCUUUCUUUAUGUAUAUUAUUAAAAAAGUCAUUCUUUAUACAGGAUGCUCCAUACCACCUCUUUUGUUUUACUUAUUGAUCAAGGACAAUGCAUCCCCGCCUACUUAUAUGAUUCUAUCCUUAGCCUUUCUUCAACUAUUGAUACCAGUAGCUUUUGAUGCCAUUGACACAAGACUGGAUAUGACAAUUGGUGCCUUAAUAGCUGUUGUGACUACAUGCCGCAUGUUUAUGUAUCUCAUUCAACGUCAGCAAGGAAAACAGAUCCAACCCUUUUAUGAAGUCUUGAGUAUUUGGAAUCAAGUCUAUCCGCUUCCCAAUCUUAAACAAGAGCCUAGUCUAGAUCAGAUCCGUCAUGAUGCCGCUCGGUUCUUAAUCAGAGCAGGUAUGUAUAUCUUGAUCUAUAUACCACUCUUUGGCUUUAUGGAUGGGUUUGUCAGAGUCUGUCAAGAACCACCUGAAUCACUGAAUACGACUGACGCCUAUCUGAGUCGAGUAUGGACUUUGGGACAUCCUUCUUUCAAGUUUUUAUUCUAUUAUUUCUGGAUAGGUAUCACACUCACACUUCAUAUUGUGAUUAUACCUCUUCUCCAUCUUGUUUUUCAUGCCAUUCAACUAAAUCUGGUGAUUUGGUUGCCUUUUCAUCACAAGUUACGUGUACGACUGCACCAUGAUCUUGCUCAGUUUGUUGCUCAGCCUCCCUUGUUCACCAAACCCUGGUUGACUCGCUCUGUACAUGAUCUCUGGUCAAGGCGAUGGCAUCAGGUCUUUCGUUCAGGAUUUCUUCAGUUAGCUUAUUCGCCUGUCAGACGAUGGUUUACCAACAAGACAAUAGGAAGAUGUGCAGGUACAAUGGCUGUCUUUAUCUGUUCUGGUCUUAUGCAUGACUAUCUGAUCUUGGCCAUGAUGGGUUAUUCUUCGCCUAAAAAAGGUGUUUGGGGACACCAGACUCUAUUUUUUACUUUACAAGGCGUAGGCACCUUAGUGUCUCUCAAAGGCCCUCGUUUGCCUACUUGGCUUGCUUGGUUAUUGACUUGGAUCUGGAUUGUCUAUACAGCUCCUAUCUUUUUAGAACCUUAUAUUCGAUUAGGCUACCAUCAUUUUGCUCAAGUACCUGGAUUUCCUAAUUUCUUAGACCCUUUGAUGGGCAAAUUAUGUCCUUUUGGUAAUAAAUAAGUCUUUAUUCAAUCAAUGUA